This is a messenger RNA of Nanorana parkeri, 2182 nucleotides long. RefSeq names its product PHD finger protein 19 (gene PHF19). The record is from RefSeq and is a predicted model, not a curated record. NCBI's taxonomy places the organism in Eukaryota, Metazoa, Chordata, Amphibia, Anura, Dicroglossidae. Gene Ontology annotation, molecular function: DNA binding; chromatin binding. Gene Ontology annotation, cellular component: nucleus. Gene Ontology annotation, biological process: regulation of DNA-templated transcription; chromatin organization. The transcript has 15 exons. The coding region runs from base 43 to 1839 and encodes 598 amino acids.
UUCGCGGGAAACUCCGGAGAAGAUGGCGAGAGAGAUCGAGAGAUGACCGCACGGCGCAGUGACCCGUCUCUGGCGAUGGAGAAUCGGAGCUUGGAGCUGGCACUGAGAGAUGUCUACCCAGCCUGUAGCCGGCUGCGCCGCUCUGCCAUAGAAAACUCCGGAAAGAACGGGCAAGACUGCCCAGAGCUGGUGGUCAGUCAGGCAGAAGGCCAGUAUGUACUGUGCAGGUGGACGGAUGGACUCUAUUAUCUGGGGAAGAUAAAAAGGGUCAGCAGUUCGAAGCACAGUUGUCUAGUGACGUUUGAAGAUAACUCUAAGUACUGGGUCCUCUGGAAAGACAUUCAGCAUGCUGGUGUACCUGGAGAGGAGCCGAAGUGUAAUGUUUGUAGCGGGAAGAACUCUGCAGCCCACAAUCAGAUCCUCAUCUGUGGAAAGUGUGGACUUGGGUACCACCAGAAGUGCCACAUACCCGCUGUGGAAAAUGGUGAGCAGGGUGCUCUAGAGCCUUGGUUCUGUAGGCGCUGCAUCUUCGUGUUGGCAGUCCGGAAAGGAGGCGCUCUGAAGAAAGGCCCCAUCGCCAAGGCACUGCAAGCAGUGAAGAUGUUGCUCACAUACAAUCCGGAGGAGCUGGAUUGGGACUCUCCACACAGAACCAAUCAGCAGCAGUGCUACUGUUACUGCGGAGGGCCCGGAGAGUGGUACCUAAAGAUGAUCCACUGUUAUCGGUGUCGGCAAUGGUUCCAUGAAGCGUGUAUCCAGUGUCUGAGUGAGCCCAUGCUGUUUGGUGACAGGUUUUUUAUAUUUUUUUGUUCCGUUUGCAAUCAAGGCAUGGAAUUUAUAAAGCGCCUUCCUCUGAGAUGGGUGGACAUUGUGCAUCUUACACUCUAUAAUCUGGGGGUACUAAGUAAGAAGAAAUACUUUGAUUUUGAGGAGAUUGUGAACUUUGUGAACGAGAACUGGGACCGUCUGCAGCUUGGAAAGCUCGCUGUCACUCCACCUGAAGACCGAGGACAACACCUCCUGGAGGCAUUAAACAGUUAUAAAAGCCGGUUUCUUUGUGGCAAAGAGAUUAAGAGAAAAAAGUGCAUCUUCAGACUGAGGAUCAGAGUGCCGCCCAGCCCGCCUGGAAAACUCCUGCCAGACAAACUUCUGGGCCAGGCUGAGGGCAGAUCUGCAGGUGAUGGUAAAAAGAAGGGACGGAGCAAGUAUACCCUCAAAAACAGCCUGCUGCCUCGUGACUGCCAGCAACAGAAGAGAGGAAUACGCCAGAAGCAGCCACAGUUCCUCCUCGAAGACGCCAUCCCCAGUAGUGAUUUCACUUCUGCAUGGAGCACCAACCACCACCUAGCCAGCAUCUUCGAUUUCACAUUGGACGAGAUUCAGAGCCUGAAAAGUGCCAGUUCCGGGCAGAACUUUACCUCUGAUUUGGACUCGAAUGAUGCAGCCAGCACAUCUGGCUCUGCCUCCACCAGCCUAUCAUAUGAGUCACGCGGAAAUGUUGGAAGCCGCAAGCGGAAGCUAGCCUCUAAGAUGUACACUGCUUUUGAAUCCAAGAGGAAGACCCUGGACCAUUCAGACAGACAGAACAGCUGUGCCGCUGAGUCUGUGGAGUACACUCGAUCUUCUGACUUACAAGACACUGCUGCCGACAGCCAUGCUUUUGAGAGCCUCAGUGAGGAUGAUUCCUCAAUGCCUCACCUCAAACAUUCCAUCACAACUUAUUUUGGUGCUGCGGGAAGGUUGGCUUGUGGGGAAAAGUACCAAGUAUUGGCACGGAGGAUCACCCCUGAAGGCAAAGUCCAGUACUUGGUAGAGUGGGAUGGAACCACCCCGUACUGACUUGGAUAUAAAAGUAUAUUUUGUAACCAAAGUAAAGGAGCGCACGCCGAAGCAAUCCCUUUCGGCCAUAUUGCCGGUGUACUUACUAGAGGAAACAAGGUGGCCGUAUAACUCUUUAGUGACCUUUUUGCUGCAAAUAUAAUUAUAGCACUUAUACAGGGUACAGAUACUGAACAGCCAUCAUGGCACCGAUACUGACAUUUUUACUGACAUUUCCCUGAUAUACUGGGACUGUAAUCAGAAAAGUAGAAGUGAUUUGCUUCUAGUUCUAGAGGUAGUUUUCAAGAUUGUAGAACCAAAGAUAUCAUUCUGCAAAUAUCAUCUCCAUGAUGGAGGCUAAAUC